AGCCCCGGCGGCCAGCCAUCGACUCGAUCCAGCCGACUCGCUCGAUCUCCGAUCAGAUCGGCCGAGGAAGCUUGAUCGAUCGAUCGCCGCCGUUGCCACGCACGCUCGUAGCGCCAUGGAGCCGAAGAAGGACUACAGCACGGCGAUCCUGGAGCGCAAGAAGGCGCCGAACCGGCUGGUGGUGGACGACGCGGAGGGCGGGGUCGCCGUCGACAGCUCGACGGUGGCGCUGAGCCCCGGCACCAUGGACGCGCUCGACCUCUUCAACGGCGACGUGGUGGCGCUCCGCGGCAAGCGCCGCCGCGAGACCGUCUGCUACGCCGCCAAGGACGCGUCGUGCCCCGACGGCCUGGCGCGCGUCAACCGCGUCGUCCGCGGCAACCUGCGCCUCCGCCUCGGCGACCUCGUCACCGUCGUUCCCUGCCCCGGCGUCAAGGACGCCGCCCGCGUCGCCAUCUCCCCCUUCGAGGACUCCGUCGACGGCAUCAGCGGCAACCUCUUCGACGCCUACGUCAAGCCCUACUUCAUUGGCGCGUGGCGGCCGGUGCGCAAGGGCGACCGGUUCGUGGUGCACGGCCACAUGCACGCCGUGGAGUUCAAGGUGGUCGACACGGACCCCGACGAGUGCGUCAUCGUGGCGGCCGGCACGCAGGUCUUCUGCGACGACGCCAGCCCGGUCAAGCGGGAGGACGAGGAGAGGCUCGACGGCCCGGGCUACGACGACGUCGGCGGCGUCCGCAAGCAGCUCGCGCAGAUCCGGGAGCUGGUCGAGCUGCCGCUGCGCCACCCCAAGCUCUUCAAGACGCUGGGCGUGAAGCCGCCCAAGGGGAUCCUGCUCUACGGCCCGCCCGGCACCGGCAAGACGCUGCUGGCGCGCGCCAUCGCGGCCGAGUCGGGCGCCAACUUCGUGGUCGUCAACGGGCCGGAGAUCAUGUCCAUGAUGGCCGGCCAGAGCGAGGACAACCUGCGCGAGGUGUUCGCCGAGGCCGAGGCCCAGGCGCCGUCCAUCAUCUUCAUGGACGAGAUCGACGCCAUCGCGCCCAACCGCGAGAAGACGCACGGCGAGGUGGAGCGCCGCGUCGUGUCCCAGCUGCUCACGCUCAUGGACGGCCUCCGCCCGCGCGCGCAGGUCAUGGUCAUCGGCGCCACCAACCGCCCCAACAGCCUCGACCCCGCGCUCCGGCGCUUCGGCCGCUUCGAUAAGGAGAUCGACAUCGGCGUGCCCGACGAGGUCGGCCGCCUCGAGAUCCUCCGCAUCCACUCCAAGGACAUGCCCCUCUCGGACGACGUCGACCUGGAGCGCAUCGGCAAGGACACGCACGGCUUCGUCGGCGCCGACCUCGCCGCGCUCUGCUCGGAGGCGGCCUUCCAGUGCAUUCGCCAGAAGAUGGACGUGAUCGACCUCGAGGCGGACACCAUCGACGUGGAGGUGCUCAACUCCAUGUCGGUGAUCAUGGACGACCUGGUGCACGCCAAGGAGGUGACCAAGCCGUCGGCGCUGCGGGAGACGGGGCUGGUGGAGGUCCCCAAGGUGUCGUGGGAGGACGUGGGCGGCCUGGAGGACGUCAAGCGGGAGCUCCAGGAGACGGUGCAGUACCCGGUGGAGCACCCGGAGAUGUUCGAGUUCUUCGGCAUGGAGCCGUCGCGGGGCGUGCUCUUCUACGGCCCGCCGGGCUGCGGCAAGACGCUGCUGGCCAAGGCCAUCGCCAGGGAGUGCAAGGCCAACUUCAUCAGCGUCAAGGGCCCGGAGCUGCUCACCAUGUGGUUCGGCGAGAGCGAGUCGAACGUCCGCGACCUGUUCGACAAGGCGCGCCAGUCGGCGCCGUGCGUCCUCUUCUUCGACGAGCUGGACUCGAUCGCCGUCAAGCGCGGCAACAGCGUGGGCGACGCGGGCGGCACGUCGGACCGGGUGCUGAACCAGCUGCUCACGGAGAUGGACGGGAUCAACGCCAAGAAGACGGUGUUCGUGAUCGGGGCCACCAACCGGCCGGACAUCAUCGACCCGGCGCUGCUCCGGCCGGGGCGGCUCGACCAGCUCAUCUACAUCCCGCUCCCCGACGAGGCGUCGCGGCUGCAGAUCUUCAAGUCGUGCCUGCGCCGGUCCCCGCUGUCCAGGCGCGUCAACCUCCCGGACCUGGCCCGCUCCACGGCAGGGUUCAGCGGCGCCGACAUCACGGAGAUCUGCCAGCGCGCGUGCAAGCUGGCGGUGCGCGACGUCAUCCAGAGGAGCUCGCUCGUCGGCAAGGCCGCGGCCAUGGCCGGCGCCGAGAUCACCCGGAAGCACUUCCUGGGGGCCAUGGAGCACGCGAGGCGGAGCGUCAGCGACCUGGACGUGCUCAAGUACGAGUACUUUGCUCGCAAGUUCAAGCAGGGCGGGAGCUUCGAGGAGGAGGCGCCGCAGCCGCAGGUAGCAGGCCCGCCGCAGGGGCAUUUGGAGCUCAAGGCCGCGGAGGACGUCGACGCUUCCAUGGACGAGGAUUCGCUCUACUGAGGCAAAACAUCUAGGAUUUGUAAUUUGCAGAUUUGAACAGCAUGGUUCUGCUUUACUUUUACAUAGUUUGCGAGAACUUUGCUACGGCUUGUGCUGUGAUGAGGCAAGUUAUCUCGGAUGAACACGCGUGUUAGUUGUUCAUCUUUGUUCAUUUCA
Messenger RNA from Triticum aestivum (bread wheat), 2647 nucleotides. Its product is annotated as cell division cycle protein 48 homolog. The coding region runs from base 116 to 2491 and encodes 791 amino acids. Gene Ontology annotation, molecular function: polyubiquitin modification-dependent protein binding; ATP hydrolysis activity; ATP binding. The transcript is spliced from 2 exons. Gene Ontology annotation, biological process: mitotic spindle disassembly; retrograde protein transport, ER to cytosol; autophagosome maturation. The record is from RefSeq and is a predicted model, not a curated record. Gene Ontology annotation, cellular component: cytosol; nucleus; VCP-NPL4-UFD1 AAA ATPase complex. Lineage: Eukaryota; Viridiplantae; Streptophyta; Magnoliopsida; Poales; Poaceae.